Molecule: messenger RNA, 1993 nt
Organism: Quercus lobata
Lineage: Eukaryota; Viridiplantae; Streptophyta; Magnoliopsida; Fagales; Fagaceae
Product: L-type lectin-domain containing receptor kinase IX.1-like
Exons: 1
Coding region: 1-1920 (639 amino acids)
Biological process (GO): protein phosphorylation
Molecular function (GO): protein kinase activity; ATP binding; carbohydrate binding
Source: RefSeq, a predicted model, not a curated record
AUGUUUCCUCUUUACUUCUUCCUUCUAGUUCUUCCCACUGUUUCUUCAGUUUAUUUCCAAAUAACUCGCUUUGAGCCUGAUCCCUCCAACAUACUAUAUCUAGGUGAUGCAAUGGUAACACUAGGAGCCAUUGAAAUGAACAGAGUUAAUCGUGUAACCCGAGUUGGUCAGGCAAUCUAUGCUAAGGGGGUGCCGCUUUGGGACCCUGAUACAGGAAAGCUCACUGACUUCAGUACACAUUUCUCCUUCCUUAUCGACACCCAAGGCAGGAAAAAAUACGGUCAUGGGCUAGCAUUCUUCCUAGCUCCUGUUGGGUUCGAAAUCCCGACAAAUUCAGCUGGGGGAUUUCUAGGCCUAUUCAACACCUCAACCGCUGAAUCAUUAGCUCAGAGCCAAAUUGUUCUAGUUGAGUUCGACUCUUUCACAGACCCCGACUGGGAUCCUCCGGUUGAGCAUGUCGGGAUUAACAACAAUACAAUUGCUUCUGCUGUUUACACCCCUUGGAAUGCCAGCUUACACAGUGGAGAUACUGCUGAUGUAUGGAUUAUCUACAAUUCUUCUACUAAAAAUUUAAGUGUCACUUGGAAAUACCAAACAACCUCUAACGCUCUGGAGAAUACUAGUCUUUUUUAUGAAAUUGAUCUGAUGAAAGUUCUCCCACAAUGGGUCAAAGUUGGAUUUUCAGCUACAACAGGUUUGUAUUUAGAGCGACAUACACUUCAGUCAUGGGAAUUCAGUUCAAGUUUGGAUAUAAAGGAAACAAAUGGAAAGAAUGCGAAAACUAAAAGAUUUGUGGUUGGUCUAGCAGUCUCAGGUGGUGUACUGAUAGUUGGGGCAAUUUUUGCAUUUGUCAUAUUGUUGAUAUGGAAAGGAAAGAAAAAGGAAGUAGUAGAGACAGUAAAUUUAGCAUCAAUAAAUGAUGAACUUGAGGGAAGAGUAGGACCAAGAAGGUUUUCUUACAGAGAUCUUGUUUCAGCCACCAACAAUUUCUCGAAUGAGAAGAAGUUGGGUCAAGGAGGGUUUGGUGCCGUUUACAAGGGGUACUUAACUGAUUCAGAUAUGCUAGUUGCUGUGAAGAAAAUCUCGGGAGGGUCCAAGCAGGGGAAGAAAGAGUACAUAACUGAGGUGAAGACUAUUAGCCAACUGAGGCAUCGAAAUUUGGUGAAACUAAUAGGAAGGUGUCAUGAAAGAGAUGAGUUCCUACUUGUCUACGAGUUUAUGCCAAAUGGUAGCCUUGAUUAUCACCUCUUUGGCAAGAGGAGUCCUCUCACAUGGAUGGUGAGAUACAAGAUAGCUCUUGGGUUGGGCUCUGCAUUGCUUUAUCUUCAUGAAGAGUGGGAGCAAUGCGUGUUACACCGAGAUAUCAAAUCGAGCAAUGUCAUGCUUGAUUCCGAUUUCAAUGUCAAGCUUGGUGACUUUGGGCUAGCUCGGCUUAUGGACCAUGAGUUAGCUCCCAGAACAACUGGAUUGGCUGGAACUAUAGGAUACUUGGCUCCAGAAUAUAUACGCACAGGUAGGGCUAGUAAAGAAUCAGAUGUAUAUAGCUUUGGAAUAGUUGCCCUAGAAAUUGUUACUGGAAGAAGGUCAAUUGAUCGAGUGGGAACGAAUUCUGAAUUGAUGUUGGUAGAGCGGAUUUGGAAUUUAUAUGGAAGAGGAGAUCUUCUUUUGGCUGUUGAUGGGAUGUUACAGACAAAUUUUGAUGAAAAACAGGUAGAGUGUAUGUUGGUGGUUGGACUUUGGUGUGCUCACCCUGAUCAAAAUAUGAGACCAUCCAUAAGGCAAGCCAUUCAAGUUCUUAAAUUUGAUGCAAGAAUGCCAAAUCUUCCACCGCAAAUGCCUAUUCCUAUGUAUCAUGUACCUACACCGUUAAUCUGCUCUGGUGCACCUUCCAUAACUACAAGUCUUCAACAAGGUCGUUAAUCCUAUUCACUAUUGCUUCUAAAAAUUGUUACAAGUAUUCAACGGGGUUGUUAAUGCUAUUUACCUUCUUUGC